AUGCGGACCGGACAGAGAGACCACACGUAUUCACCCCUCUCGUGGGCAGACAGUGGGCGCUCCGUCCUUAGUCUGAACAUCCGCCACUUGUGGCUGUUCGGACUGUGGCCGCUGCACGAAUUCUGGCCCUUCUACAUGUACACCGCCUGCGGCCUCCUGCUGGGCUUCUGGAAUGCCGUGGAAGGGGCACUGGCCGCGUACUUCUCCUGGGGAGACAUGGACGACACGACGCUGGUGCUGCUCGCGGGCAUCACUCAGGGCUGCGGCGCCCUCAAAAUGGUCGUCUUCCUGUACACCAGGCGCCACUUCAGCGCGCUGGUGCGCCGGCUGGACGCCCUCUUGUCGUUGCAGAGCGAGGUCUGCGGCGGCGGCUCUGUGCCGGCGGCCAUCCUGCGCGCCUCCCGGAGGCGGGCGCACCAAGCCACGCUGGGCACCCUGCUCCUCAUGCUGUCGCAGUGCUUCGUGUGGUUCCCCACACCGCUGGUGGCGCACACGGAAGAGCGCCGGCUGCCGUUCGCGCAGCACCCCUGGGACGGCAACAGACACCACUACGCGCUGUCCUACUUCGCCCAGUGCGCGGCCGGCUUGCUCAUGACGCAGAUCAGCUUCGGCGUCGACUGCCUCUUCGCGUCGGCCAUGAUCCUUGUGGCUGCCCAGCUAGAGAUCCUAGCCUAUCCCGUGUAA
Molecule: messenger RNA, 684 nt
Organism: Schistocerca nitens (vagrant locust)
Lineage: Eukaryota; Metazoa; Arthropoda; Insecta; Orthoptera; Acrididae
Exons: 2
Coding region: 1-684 (227 amino acids)
Biological process (GO): sensory perception of smell; detection of chemical stimulus involved in sensory perception of smell
Cellular component (GO): plasma membrane
Molecular function (GO): odorant binding; olfactory receptor activity
Source: RefSeq, a predicted model, not a curated record